Messenger RNA from Anneissia japonica, 3854 nucleotides. Its product is annotated as MAM and LDL-receptor class A domain-containing protein 1-like. Lineage: Eukaryota; Metazoa; Echinodermata; Crinoidea; Comatulida; Comatulidae. The record is from RefSeq and is a predicted model, not a curated record. The coding region runs from base 94 to 3087 and encodes 997 amino acids. The transcript has 15 exons. Gene Ontology annotation, cellular component: membrane.
UACAAAUCAUCAGAGAAAUCAAGACUACGUAACCUGUGCCUUCGUUGAAAAAGUCUACUUGUUGGAGUCCGUCCAUGAUCCACCUAUACCAAGAUGCAGCCAUUUAAUAUGUUUACUUUUCUUCUUUUUUUCUUAAGCAUUUUUGCAAUUUUUCGAGCUGAGGCAUUCUUCUGUGACUUUGAGACAGAUUUGUGUGGCAUUACUCAAGAUAAUUCGGAUACUGGCGAUUGGGUUAGGAUUUCUUACACCACGGGGCGCUACGAAUAUAGACGCCAAAAUCUACCACUAAAUGAUCACACUUUUGGUAACAGUACAGGACAUUAUAUGUUUAAUACACGACGACAGUAUGAGAGCAUUUUUCGAUUGGUAUCACCCACCCAGGCAGUCCAGUCGACCAAUAACAACACAGUAAUGUGCCUCCAGUUCUGGUAUUACAUGCAAGGUAAUACGGCAGAGCUAAAUGUGUACUUACGGAUCAACUCCAGUGUUUUAGGCAACCCGGUAUGGUCGCGAUCCGGAAACAGAGGUAGUAUUUGGCGCGCAGCCCAAGUUCAAAUUCAAGAGAACUCUACGUAUCAGGUAAUAUUUGAAGGCUCAAGGCAAUGGUGGGGUGGUGAAAGCAUUGGUAUCGAUGACGUCAUGAUAAUUAAUUCCUCUUGUCAAGCGAGAGAUGAUAAUCAUGAUGUCAAGAAUGUAUCGUGUUCGUUUGAGACGUGGAAUCUUUGUGGUUAUUCCCAAGAUCUGUCAGAUGAUUUUAAUUGGCAUGCACACAAUGGUGCUACAGCGACGAUCGGAACUGGACCAUCACGUGAUCAUACUCUCGGGAGUGAGCUUGGAUUCUACAUGUACGUUGAGACAAGUGUUUACCCACGAAUUGAAGGCCACAAGGCUAGGCUAAUAUCACCAGUAUGGACAGCCACGAAAUUCGAACAGUGUAUUGAAUUUUGGUAUCAUAUGUAUGGAUCUGAUGUAGGAGCGUUGAGUUUAUACAUUCGGCCCGUGGGCAGUACAUUGCCUGCCUCUCCGGCAGUAAGACUUGUCGGGCAUCACACGAAUAUUUGGCUCCGAGCUACGUAUGUCAUGAACUUGACUGGAAGUUUUGAGCUUGUUUUUGAGGCAUUUCGUGGAUCAGGUAUUUAUGGGGAUAUUGCCAUCGAUGACGUACUUAUCCAUGAUGCUCCGUGUGCAAACAAGACGAAGGAACUGAUUGCUGAACCUUUAGAAUUCCACAAAGCCGACUGCAACUUUGAAUAUGAAGAUUUGUGUAACUAUACACAGGACAUAUACGAUGACUUCGACUGGAUACGCAAACAAGGCCCAACGACAUCUAGGCAGACGGGUCCUGAAACUGAUCACACGUACAGAAACGAAUUUGGUCACUACAUGUAUAUUGAGGCAUCUCAGAGAAGAGCGGGUAUGACUGCAAGGCUUAUGACGCCGAUCCUCACAAACGAAAACACUAACACGUGUGUCUUUUUCUACUACCAUAUGUACGGGCAAAGGAUUGACUUUUUGAAAGUUUAUAAAAAAGAUUUCGGUGGUGGUCUGCCAGUGGAUCCACUUUUUGUGCGCCAUGGUAACCAAGGAAAUAUAUGGAAGUCUCAGAAAGUUGAUAUUGAAGGACAAACAGAAUAUUUUCAGAUUGUAUUUGAAGGCUCAGUUGUUGGUAAUAUAUAUGGAGACAUAGCUAUCGACGAUAUUGUAUUUCACAAUACAAGUUGUGACAAAGUGAAAGUACUCUCUGUCUUUAAUUCGACAACUGACUGUAACUUCGACGACAACCGCAACAACGCAUCUCUAUGUGGUUUCAUACAGUCGACAAGUGAUGACUUUGAUUGGCAGUUGCGUAAUGGUUCGACCGACUCCACAGCAACGGGACCGUCUGCAGAUCACACCCACGGUGAUACCAAAGGGCAGUAUCUUUACAUCGAAGCAUCAAAUCCACGCCGUCCAAAUGAACGAGCCAAAAUAGUGUCCCCGCUCAUCGAGCCCGCUGACCACUUGCUGUGUUUCAAGUUUUGGUACCACAUGAAGGGGGAGCACGUGGGACGGUUGAAUGUGUACCGAAGAUUAGAGGGAUCGAUGAGGAGUGAAUGGUUGUGGACGAUCAAUGGUGACCAGAGCGACCGAUGGAUUGAAGCUAUGCUUCCGAUUAACUACUAUAGCAAUAGAGACGACUUUAUCGAGACAAAUAUGAGGAUAAUUUUGGAAGGUGUUAUAGGGACUGGACAUCUAGGAGACAUUGCAAUAGAUGACAUCAAGCUGGAGUCUCACUACUGCUUUCCGUCAGACACCACAGUAGUAACAUUGUUAGCCUGUGACUUUGAGGCUGGUAUAACAAAAUGUGGGUUCUCUCAGGACUUAAGUGAUGUAUUCGACUGGAAGACUUUUAAUAUUUCAGAUGAAAGUCAGCCCGGUUUUGUAAAUUACGCGAUAGCCAUUGGACGUCAAAACAAUUUUGCCUACCUCAAUAUGGCUGGGAGAAAGAAAGGUGAUUUAGCCACUCUUGCUACCAUGACAACCACAUCUAACGGUACACAACGGUGCCUAUCUUUCAAAUAUCUUAUGCAAGGAGAUGUACAGCAACAACUUAACGUCUAUUCUUUGGACUCCAGCGAAGCUCUCGGUUUAAUAGGAGUCAUGCCGAACAAAAGAACCAGCGAAUGGAAAAAGUGCCAGUUCGAAUUACCAGUUGACCAAGACAUGUCAAAGAUUUUGUUUGAAGGAGUCGUCGGAUUUGAGCCAAAGGGCUUCAUUGCACUGGAUGACGUCACUAUUAACAUUGGUGGCUGCAUAAUAGCUACGACCUUGCCAGACAACAAUGUGCCUUCUAAGCCCACCGUACUCGGGAAUGACGGGAUCGGAGUUGCUGCGAAACUAUUCAUAUCUUUUACAAUUAUACUUAUAUUUCUGAUACUACUGGCUGUUGGCGUCAUGGGGAUCCGUCGAAAAUACAUCAAGAGAGCGAUGCAGACAGAUAUAAGAGAAAACCAAGCUAACAUCCAUUUCACCAAAGAUCAAAAUGUAUCGAGUGAUUUAGCUGUUGACAACCCUCACUAUGAGGUAACUCGUCUAGAUACUGCAUAGACAAGUCUGCCUAUUUUUUUUUAUCGAUCUAUUUUGCAUUCGCAUACAAAAAACAUUAUAUUAAUACCUUGAAAUGAAAAAAAGCUUGCAGUGUAUCACCCUACAACAUCCAUGACUUUCAACCCAAAGACUUUUCAAACUUAAUAAUGGCACUAUAGUCUUGACAUUAUAUCCACUUUAUUGCCUAUACCAGUGCAUAGGCUUUAGUAUGAAUGUUGGAAUAACCUGAACAAAGGUACCGUAAUACUGGCAGUGACAGGAAGAUACAGUAUAAAUUACUCCCUGCUGACUACUGUACAUUUCUUCUUUUUGUACAUAUUUUUGGUAUACAGUAUUAUCCCAUUGAAAAUGUGGUAAAAACAAAGUCGUUUAAAAAAUACAAUAUGCAAUUGACUUUUUUUUUUAUAUAUAAAAUUUAUUAUACGUAUAUUUCAGAAGUAUGCUCUCUUCUGCAGCAUAUAAUGUGCAUCAGCAUUACACAACUUUUAUGGGUUACCCUGGUCCUCUGCUGUAUCUUUUUGGAAAAGAUGUCAAUUUUAACGUUUGUAAAGUUUUUAAAUGUCUCCUUACUUAUUGCAUUGUAUUUUUUCUUUCUCCACCAAAUAAACAAUUUUAAAAAUUAAGUUGCAGUGACUGUAUUUUCAGACCAUGAUCAAAAACAGAUACUGGUUUUUAUACAAAUAUUCGUGUGAAUUUAUGAUAAUGGUGUUUAUAUGAGCUAAUUAUAAUCUACCUUUGGUAUUAAAACAUGCAUAACUAUAAAAAAA